AUACCCCCCUUGACUAGUCUUUAUCAAAGGGCUUGCUUAAAUCUGACUACAUUUGUUUUGUUUUGCACUCUAAUUAUUUGAUAAAUUACUUCAAAGAAAACUUGAUGGGAUCCUUUCGCUUGAGCCAAGAUUCUGUCUUUUUGGUCAAAUAAGACACCGAUACAACGCUUAAUAUUGUAAGUAUUAAGGUUCAGUCUGGGUGAUCUUUUCUCAGGAAAAUAUGGAUUUGGUUCUUGAAAUCAAAGAAAAAGUGUCUCUUUCUCCAUCUCAACAGCCAUAUUUUCUCUUUCAGCCACCUACAUCUCCUUCUUUCAGUGUUGUUCAUACAGGUGGGUUCAAUUUGAACAACAAGGUGAGUUCAAGUAUAUUGCUGAUUAUUAUAAUCCUUGCCAUUAUUUUCGUUAUCUCUGGUUUGCUUCAUUUUCUUGUUAGAUUCCUAUUGAAACCUCAACAUAGGGAUCCUGAUGAAGUAGACAAUGUGACUGUCCUUCAAGGCCAGUUGCAGCAACUCUUUCAUUUGCAUGAUUCUGGUGUUGAUCAGUCUUUUAUUGACACCCUCCCUGUAUUCAAGUACAAAACCAUUAUUGGAGUGAAGGAUCCAUUUGAUUGUGCUGUUUGUUUGUGUGAAUUUGAGGCUGAAGAUAAGCUUAGGCUUCUGCCCAAGUGUAGUCAUGCCUUCCACAUGGAGUGUAUAGAUACUUGGCUGUUAUCUCACUCCACUUGCCCUCUUUGUAGAGCAAGUUUGAUUCCUGAUUUUUGGCAAAAAAGCAAUUGCUCGCCAAUAGCCCUUGUUCUUGAAUCUGGAAGUGAAGGUUCAAGAGAGAUUGUUUUGGAUAGGGAGGGUGGAUUAGACACCAGUAAUUCAGUUUCAAGUGUGAAUUCUAAAUUGAAUGUUCAUUGUGAUAAUGAA
Olea europaea var. sylvestris is the source of this 910-nucleotide messenger RNA. Its product is annotated as RING-H2 finger protein ATL13-like. The record is from RefSeq and is a predicted model, not a curated record. The annotation marks the transcript as partial. The transcript has a single exon. NCBI's taxonomy places the organism in Eukaryota, Viridiplantae, Streptophyta, Magnoliopsida, Lamiales, Oleaceae.